Messenger RNA from Linderina pennispora, 1023 nucleotides. RefSeq lists its product as uncharacterized. The transcript has 3 exons. The record is from RefSeq and is a predicted model, not a curated record. The coding region runs from base 1 to 1023 and encodes 340 amino acids. NCBI's taxonomy places the organism in Eukaryota, Fungi, Kickxellomycota, Kickxellomycetes, Kickxellales, Kickxellaceae.
AUGCUAGCCCGAACCAUCUGGCCCGCCCGGACCACUUCUACCUGCCUGCGCCGCUACCACGCCGAACGGCACUCAUCGCUGCAGCCCCUCGCCUGGGUGAUCUCCGACGCCAACCCCCUGCGCGAGCUCCGGGCUACCGCCCUGGCCACCGCGCUCGGCCUGCCCUACACGAUCAAGCGGCCCAAGCCCGCCCGCCUGCCCCCUCUAAUGCAGCGCCAAAUGCUCAGCCUGCAAAGCCUGGUCUCUCCCACCCGCACAGCAUUUUCGCACAUAUCAGAUACCAACACGCAGGCCGACGGUUUGCCGAGAGUCGUCAUUGGGUCAUCGCCGGAUUCGCUGAUGGGCGUGCUCGAAACAAAGGAGCGCAGCCAGGGCCGCUCCUUUAGCGUGUUCUAUGGCCUGCCGGAUACCAAGAUCAACUCCAUCGAUGCCCUGUUGCUUUCGAGGCUGGACCAGAUGAAGCUGCGUGCAAAGGGGCCUGCUCGCGACCAGCUGGAUAACGCUCUGUUUACUAUGCUCCCAUUCAGCGGCAGCCCAAAAACGCCGGCGGUGGUGUCGAAUGAGCCCAACAUUGUGGUGUGCCUGGGGCCGGGCGUCGAGCCCUCUGGGUUCCACAUGCUGGUAGACGAUGUUGACCGGCUUUUCGAUGCGCUAGCGCACCUGCCGACGCAGAACAUCACGAUGGUUCUCUCCAAGCAGCUGCACAAGUCGCUUCGCCGCAAGCUGACAGCACAGAUGCCACAGCACAUCCGGACUGUGGACCUGGCCACAUCAAGCGUGUCGCCGGCCGAUAUACUUGUCAACGCGUCGCAGGUUGUUGUCAGCGCUGAUGACCUGGAUUCGUUGUCACUUGCCAUUUCUCUGCACAAGCCCGUCUACGUGUUUGGCGAGGAGCGCACGGAGGGACUGCUGCGGAACUAUUACCGUCUGCUGGACACCAACAACCUGGUGCGGCGGUUCUAUCCGCGCGGCAGCCGGUCGACGAGCGGAUCUGGACCAGAUCAUUGCAUUUAUUCAGAGUAG